Neurospora tetraspora is the source of this 279-nucleotide messenger RNA. RefSeq lists its product as uncharacterized. NCBI's taxonomy places the organism in Eukaryota, Fungi, Ascomycota, Sordariomycetes, Sordariales, Sordariaceae. The record is from RefSeq and is a predicted model, not a curated record. The transcript is spliced from 3 exons. The coding region runs from base 1 to 279 and encodes 92 amino acids.
AUGUCUUUUAACGCCAACCAGUGGCAAAGCAAGCUCGCCGAUGCUUGCCGGAACUAUCAGAUGCCUCUUCCUCAAUAUCACGUUGUUUCAGACCGGAGAGGCGGCCGUACUGCUUGGUCUUGCCGUGUGGAAGUAGGCGGAGAGCUCAUCGACGCCAGGUUCUGGUUCGACGGCAAGAACCUCGAAAAUGCCAAGGAGGAUGCCGCUGAAGUGGCCCUGAACCGCCUCAACAGCACGAGAUCGCCAUCAUCGGCAACUAGCCGGAGUAGCAUCUGGUGA